Molecule: messenger RNA, 1253 nt
Organism: Leguminivora glycinivorella
Lineage: Eukaryota; Metazoa; Arthropoda; Insecta; Lepidoptera; Tortricidae
Gene: P25
Product: fibrohexamerin-like
Exons: 7
Coding region: 256-918 (220 amino acids)
Cellular component (GO): extracellular region
Molecular function (GO): structural molecule activity
Source: RefSeq, a predicted model, not a curated record
UAUUUAAGCACGUUGUGCUAAGAUAUAAAUAAAAUAUUAAUGCUAGGAAAAAUAAAUCAAAAACAAUUGAAGUUCUUUUAUUUGUGAUACGAGAAACCGUGAAGGAAAAUAUAAGAUUGUCAAACUAAUAUCGAGUAUAUUGUGAAGACAGAAAAUACAUUUUUGCAACAAAGUUGUGAAGGUGUGCUACGACCGCUUCCUCUGCGCAGUUGAUCGGCAAUAGUCUUCGAGCCAGGACAGCCGACGGUUGUGAAGAUGCUGGCCAAAACACUCGUUGUGUUCGCAGCUCUUUCUUUCGCCGCGGGAAAGCAAACAGCCGGCGAUGUAGUCCACCCUUGCGCGCUACGCGAUCACCACUGCAUCCGGGACAACUUAAAGGCGAACUCCCACUGCCAGCCCAAGGUCCGGGGUUCGCUUCCCGGCAAAUACACCAUCGGGCAGUGGCGGUUCGAGACGCCAUACUUCAACGCGUCGUAUAUAGACCAGGGUCUGAUUGUCAGGAAUCAUAAUAAGUGUUAUGUUUCGGAAUUCUUCUUCAACAAGAAGACGGAAGUAGCUGUCAUCGCCAUUGACUGCCCGAACAUCGACUUCGAGUCUGAUCGUCUGUUGCUACAACAUUACUCGCUCAAAGAGGAUACCACUUAUAACUACCACAUCAGGGGCACCUACCCUCUGAUCCGCCUGACGAUGAACGUGCCGAAAGCGCAUCGCCUGAACAUCUGCAACGGGUUCACAUUUGCCGACGUCACGGCUCUGCCCAUCUUCCACAUCAACCCUAACGACAAGCCAACAGCAAAGUUCCUGACCCCCGAUCUCUCCUACCUGAGUAUCUUCGAGCGAGAGACAUUCUUCUACCGCGCCAACUAUCUGCUCAGGGCGUAUGUCAACGCGUACAUCUGCGACUUUGGAUGCAACUAACUCUUUAGAUUGUUUUAGAUACCUGCAGUACUUUUUAGACUAGAAACUAGCAUACUUUAAAACUAUUUUCGUAUAAAGUUUACGGCAAAAUUCGAUUUUUAUACUUAAAAGGCUUUAAACAGACAAAAACGUUAAGCCUACAUUUGUAACUUUGGAUGCAUCUAACUUACAUUACAUAUGUAGUUAUUACCGAUUAUACCAUUUUUAAGUAUUUUUCAACAGUUGCCAUCAAAUAAAACGAGUUCUUUUAAGUAAAAUUAUUAACUAGUGUUUUAUAAUCAAAACCAUUGUCGCAGAAAUUUACAUUCCUUCUAAAUAAAGAAACUAAAACUUUA